UGCUUUGUGCUCUGAAAGGAUACGCGUCGUCGCAGGGUAGUGCUGAAGCAAUUGAACGAUGUUAUCAACCGCUGAUACGCAAACAAACCACACCAUUGGUAGCCAUACUCAAUAGAAAACAUGUUUGAAUCACGCGAUAGGUGUUAGCAUUUACGUUUGCGCGCGAGGCUUGUGCAAGCGAAACAUCGAGGGCCGCGGGAGGCGCUUCAACACCGCAGGCUCGAAAAGUAGCCCUUGCAUAAUAUGGCGGACUACGCGCAGUACGGCUCCAUGCCGCCCAGCCGCGUGUCGGUGGGGCGCAUGGGCCAGGUGCAGGGCAACAGCCACGGCGCCCGCGCGCAGGUGGGCGGCAUGCUGGUGGGAGAUGACAACAAACUGUACGGAGCCACCUUCCCCGGGUCACCCCUGGACGCGGCCAGGGUGCGCCCCAAGUCCGCCAUGCCGGCCUUCCGACCCCUGGCCGGAGGACCCCACCACCUCACACACCCCGCCCCGCAGCACCAGCAACACCAGCAGCACCCACAGCAGUCGCCGCGACCCACCAGCAGUCCGCGCAACCGCCCCGCCUCGGCACACGUGCACGGCGGCGGCGGCGCAGGCGGCGCAGCGGCUGCCGCGGCGGCCGCCGCUCGCAGUGGCUCCGCCACCCGCGGCGCCGCCGCCAUCGCCGCCGGCCGCGCGGCGGCGGCGGCGGCUGCCAGCAAGCGCGUGACGUCGGCGGCGGCGCGGGGGCUGCUGGACCGGUCGCUGCCGGCGACGCGGACGGCGGCGGCGCUGGAGGACGAGCUGACGGCGGCGCGGGGGCAGCUGGCGGCGGCGCGGGACGAGCAGCGGCUGGCGGUGGCGGCACUGCGGCGGAAUGAGGCCGAGCUGCAGGAGGAGCGUGCUGCCCGCAGGCGGCUGGAGGAGCAGCUGAGGCUGGCGCGGGAGGAGGCGGCGGCGCGGACGCGGGCGGCCACUUGGGCCCAGACGCACAGUGCCGUCAUGCCGGCGCCCGCGGCCCCGCACGCCGCAGACAUGGACGGCGACGCAGCCGCAGGCACAGGCGGCGGCGGCCAGGCCGGUGGCGCCGCCGGUGGCGGCCGGCGGCAGCGGCCUGACUCGGCCUCUGCGAGCCACAUGGAGGCGAGCCUGCGGCGGGAGGUGCGAGCGCUGACGGCGACACGGGACGCGCUGGCGGCACAGCUGGCGGAGGUGAAGGCGUCGGCACGUGUGCAGAGGCUAGCAGAGCUGCAGGCCGAGGUGGGUCGCUACAAGGAGGAGGCGGCGCGGCAGCGCGACAUGGCGGCGGCCCUGGCGGCGCGCCUGGACGCAGCAGAGGCGGAGGCGGCGGACGCCCGGGCGGCGGCGCGGGCGCGCGCCGAGGCGGCGGAGGCGCUGGCGGCGGCGGCGCCGCUGGCGCUGCCUGCGGAGAACGACCUGAGCCGGCGUGUGGUUCGGGCGGCACUGGUGCCGCUGCACCGGGCGCACAAGAUGAUGACGGCAGAGGCGCGGCUGCUCAAGUCAUCCUUUCCGCCGCUGCUGUCGCUGCCCGAGCUGCGCGACGUGGCCGCGGCACGGCCCGCCACCGCGGGGGCGCUGGAGGCGCUCACCUUCCUCAGCAACCACGUGUCCAGGCUGCUGGAGGAGCUGCGCGGACUGCCGGGUGUGCCCAAGGCGCGGCCCGCUGGACCCGAGGCCCGGGUGGCGCAGGAGGAGAGGCUGGCGGCCGCGACCUCGGCGGCGGCCGGGUCAGGUGGCGGCGCCGCCCGCAGUCCCCGCGGCGACGCCAGUGUCGGCGUCAGUGGCGGCGGUGGCGGUGUGGGUGCUGGGGGCGAGCGGGCGCUUGAGGCCCAGUCGUCUCUGGAGCGAGACCUGGAGGCGCAGGCUGCGGCAGUGGCGGCGGCCCUGGAGCGCGGGCAGCCGCCAGGCGCCGGCACCGUCACCGCCAUCAAGGCCGCACGGGCCGCCGCCGCGGAGAAGGCCGCCGCCGAGCGCCGCCGCAUCACCGGCCUCGCGCCGCUGCCGGCCUCGUCCGCAGUCCCCGCCAAAACCAGCUAUGAGCGCAUCGGCGGCCGCUCGCCGGCCCGGCGAGGGAGCGCACGCGCCUCGGCCCCGGCGGGCGUGCCGCAGCGGCAGGCUCUGGCGGAGGCUAUUGCGGCGCUGGCGGCUGAGGAGCGGCAGCGGCGUGGCGGCGGUGAGGAUCCACUGGCUGAGGCGAUGCGCGACUACCUGCGUGCCAGUGAGGACGUGGCGGCAGGCUACACGGCAGGCGGCGGAGGCGGAGGCGGGCGCAGCAACGCCGGCAGCCUGCGUGCCAGCCGUGAAGACGCGGGCGCUAGCGGUGGCGGCGCGGGCGAUGUCAGCGGCGGCGGCCAUGCUGAUUCUGCCAAGGCAUAUCCUGAGGGCGGUCAGCAGGAGCUGGAGGAGCAGGAGGGGCAGGCGGAGCAGGAGGAGCAGGUGACGGCGCACCGCCGCCACCAUCCCGGCAGCCAGCACGACCACCGCCACCAGCCAGAGCACGAGGAGCGCAGCCACACGGACGCGCACGAGGGCCGCCACCACCACCCUGACAGUGACAGCCAGCGCCUCCACGACCACCAGGAAGGGCACCCCCAUGAGGACCAUCACGACCACCGCGACCGCGACCACCACGACCACGGCACGCACCCCGACCACUCGGGCCCUGCGGAGCAGGUUGCGGAGCACGUGCAUGUGCACGUCCUGGAGCUGCAGCUGGAGCUGGGGCCGGAUGCAUAUGCGGCGACGGCGGAGCCCGAGGACAGCAGCCGGCAGGGCUCGGGCGGCGGCGCCAGCCACGACCGCCACUCCCACCAGUACGAGCCCCUCCACCAUCAUGACCACGACAGCCACCGCGGGUCGCAAGGCGUGGACGAGGCCGGUGCCGAGGCCGGUGCCGAGCAGCAGUGGCGGCCGCAUGAGCAAGCGGCCGAUGGUGCCGAGGCGGAGGCGCGCGAUGGGACCGGUGCUGCCCCGUACGGCGAUGGCGGUGACGGCGAUGCACCGGAGCCAUCCCGGCAGGACAGCGGUGAUGGAGUGCGCAGUCGGGGCAGGGCGGGAGGCAGUGAGGUGGCCGAGGCGGCGGCGGCGGAGGCGGCGGAGGCGGAGGACGAGAGGGCUGGGUCCACGUGGGGUGGUGCAGCUGAUGGGGGUGAUGACGUGGCAGGCGGUGGCCAGACGGCGGCCGAGACCGAAGCCAGGGGCGGAGGCGGCGACGGGGAUGGUGGCUGGGGUGAGGCGCGUGCUGCGCUUGGCGAUGAAGCGUAUCCACCGGCCGAGGACGCGGCCACUGAGGUGGAGCUUGAGGAGGCGGAGGAGGCGGAUUCAGCGGGGGAAGCGGAGGAGGGCGAGCAGCAGCAGCAGACCCAGCAGGAGGAACGGGAGGGCGGCAACUUCGAGGAGGCCGAGGCCGAGGCGCAGGAGGAGGAGGAGGAGGAGGAGGAGGAGGAGGAGGAGGAGGAGGAGGAGGAGGAGGAGGAGGAGGAGGAGGAGGAGGAGCGGCUGGGUGAGGCGGCGGCGGCGGCGGCCGCAGAUCCUGAGUACGGCGGCGGGGAGGAGGAGGGCUUUGGAGCACGUGACCUGCAGCCCGAGCCGGAGCCGGAACGGCAGCACGAGGAGGCGCCACGCGGCGUGGGGCGCCCGCAGGACGAGGACGAGGAGGAGGGGGUAGCGGUGGAGGAGGAGGUAGACUUCGGCGUUGAGGACGUUGCAUACGAGUUCUAAGAGGACAGACAGAGAGGUGCUGGGUGGUGCCAUGGCCGGUCGCAAUGCAUCCAUUGCCAAACACGAGUGGCAGUGACUGUUAUGCAUAAUUGUAUACUGUGGUGUGUGCGGCCCAAUCUGCCGGCGCGCCCGUGCAUGGCCGAAUUCAGUCGGACCGCCCGUGCUACCCAGCCCACUGGACGAUGGGACCUUCUAUGAACAGAUGGGAUGCCGGAUACGGUAGGGAGCAGGAGGAAUACCAGAUAGGUAGCGGAGUGCAGAAGCCGUGCAAGCGGCGCCGCCGAAAGGGGAGGGCUGGGCUGGGCUGGAGGAGGGUCCGCGGGCGGUAACGCUUUCCCCGGCACACACACACGCGUGUGUGCCCGCCUGGCUGCGGAAUGUGCUUGCAAUUUCCCCUGGAUUC
Messenger RNA from Chlamydomonas reinhardtii, 4126 nucleotides. RefSeq lists its product as uncharacterized. Gene Ontology annotation, biological process: endosome to lysosome transport. Gene Ontology annotation, molecular function: ubiquitin binding. NCBI's taxonomy places the organism in Eukaryota, Viridiplantae, Chlorophyta, Chlorophyceae, Chlamydomonadales, Chlamydomonadaceae. The transcript has 10 exons. The record is from RefSeq and is a predicted model, not a curated record. Bases 244 to 3723 code for a protein of 1159 amino acids. Gene Ontology annotation, cellular component: ESCRT I complex.